Formica exsecta is the source of this 1776-nucleotide messenger RNA. RefSeq lists its product as uncharacterized. The transcript has 8 exons. NCBI's taxonomy places the organism in Eukaryota, Metazoa, Arthropoda, Insecta, Hymenoptera, Formicidae. The coding region runs from base 209 to 1156 and encodes 315 amino acids. The record is from RefSeq and is a predicted model, not a curated record.
UACAUGUCUCUCUUAUGAGUCUUGCGUUCGUCAUUGUGAUAGUAGAUUGUGUUGUUCGUGGAGAGAAAACGUAGAAAUAAGCAAAUCAUGAUUUGAUUUCAGGCAAUUGGUAUAAUAUCGUGAAACAAAUAACGAUUGUUUGAAUAAAGGAAACUGCGAUUUUUCUUAGUUACAUUUUUUCAAGAAAAGAGUUGAACACAUUCUCACGAUGCAUUUUAUGAUACACACAUUAAGAAUUAUUAUUUUUGCAAUUUUAAUCUCAAAUAUUAUAACAAAACAAAAUGAGAAUACUACAUCGAGAAAUAAUACACAUACGAUAAAAGAAUCUGAUGACGAUGAAUAUGUUGAUAUUAAGAAUAAAGAAUUGGAUAAUAAUAUUAAGAAUAAUGAAUCUGAUAAAUCUAAAGAUGUUAAGAAUGUUGAUAUGGUUUCUAAAUUGAUUAUAUUAUAUAUAACUAUUAUCUGCGUUUGCACGCUAGUGAUAGUAAUAAAAAAUUGUCGAUGGGAGAAUAUCAGUCAAUGCAACGGACAGUGUCAAUUGGGCAUCAGAAGAAAUUAUCUUAUCGUUCGCGAUUGUUGCCGUCAGCGCUUUAGGGAUGAUAUCAAUACUGAUGAUCAACCCAGUUAUCAUGCAGAACAUUUCUGUGAAGAUUUUUGCCGUUGGUGCCUUGCUUUUGAUUAUUUUAAUUUUCGUAGGUCUAAUCCUAAUCACGAUCAUCAACCAGAACGUGCAGCAUGUGUACGACGUAUAGAAGUAGCUGAAGCGUCAGUUAUAUUUGAUGGGAGUAAUGUUUCAAUUCAAGAGCAUCAUGCAAACUUUCGUAAGUCUAAUCCUAAUCCCGAUCAUCAACCAGAACGUGCAGAACGUGCAGAACGUGCACAAUUUGCAGAACGUGCACAAUGUGUAGAACGUGCACAAGUACAUGCAGAAGCUGAACCGUCAAUUAUAUGUGAUUGGAGUAGUGUUUCAAUUCAAGAGCAUCAUGCAAACUUUUGUAGGUCUAAUCCUAAUCCAGAUCAUCAACCAGAACGUGCAGAACGUGCACAACGUGUAGAACAUGCACAAGCACAUGUAGAAGCUGAACCAUCAAUUAUAUAUGAUUGGAGUAAUGUUUCAAUUCAAGAGCAAACUGUUUUCAUGGAAACUGAUUUCUAAAUUUAUAAUAAUUAUUUGAGUACAUAAGUAAAGUUUCAAACAUAUUGUUAAAGUAUAAUUACUAUUUCAUUAAGUUUGAUCUGCAACUUUAAGUCAUCAACUUUAGACAAUGCAUAUCUUAUGCAUAACACUUGUUCGUAAGAUAAAAUAUUUUUUGACAGACGUAUAUAGAGUGCAAUGACAAAAAGGAAUGUAUCACAUUGUAAAGUUAGUCCAUUUUAAAUCGUAUUUUAAGAGAUAAUCUUAAAACAGCUAAUAACACUGUAAUUAACUUUUUUAGUUUAUGAUUAUAUAACACAAGUAUAAAAAUUUUAUUAUAAACACAAUUUUUUACUUUGUCUUUUAUAAUUAUUUAUUAUAAAUUAAAAUUUUAAUCUUAUUUAAAUUUUACUUUUUGGAAAAUUAAAAAAAAAAUAGAAAUUAAACAAAUCUUACAAUUAGGAAUCUGUAUAGUAAAAGCAAAUAAAAUGUAUAAAUAUAAUUACUUAAUAACAAUAAAUAAGAAGUCAGCUAUUAAUAAAAAGUAAAAUGUUAAUAAGCAAUAUAACUUUUAGACUUUUAGAAAGGAUAUAUAAAUAAUAAAAUAAAUGCGUGCGCGGAGAAGAUCGCGUAUAAAUAUA